Molecule: messenger RNA, 3412 nt
Organism: Teleopsis dalmanni
Lineage: Eukaryota; Metazoa; Arthropoda; Insecta; Diptera; Diopsidae
Exons: 7
Source: RefSeq, a predicted model, not a curated record
UUUGUUUCGCGACCUCCCGUAUGUUCCACUCGUUUGCACUGCACAAUGAUACGACAUGAUGAUGAUUCCAAUUUAAGUUCCGGUACAUGUUAUACUCUGUAUUUAGAAUAUUUAGGUGGCUUGGUGCCACUUCUAAAAGGCAAACGUACAUCGAAAAUACGUCCAGAGUUCGUUAUAUUUGAUCCACAAGUGAACGAUUCUUCAGUAUUUUUCCAAUAUUCGCCAGAUUCAAAAAGUUCCUCUGGUUCAAGUCAAUCUACUACAACGGGUAAUAGCGGACGUACUGAUUCUUCUGAUAGUGAGUAUGAAGAUCGUUGUCGUGGUUCACCCCGCACACCGCGUAAGCGUAAAAUAAGACAGAAAAAACGGCCUACAGGUAAUACAGAUAGAACUACAGGUUCUGGAGUAACAAAUGAUCCGGAUAGCUUGGAUGAACUUGCCUAUGUAGACACAUUACCCGAGGAAGUCAAACUGGUUGAAGUUACCUCAAAUAUUUGGGGUACUAAAUUCAAAAUUCAUGGACUUGCUAAAACCGUCCCAGCCAAUUUAGGCCAAGUAACAUAUAAAACGUCCCUGCUGCAUUUGCAACCCCGGCAAAUGACUUUAGUCAUAACCGAACUACGCGACGAUUUUCCACUUGGGCCCGAUCCAAAUUUUAAUCCAAACCUCUUCUCUGAGGAUGAAGAUGAAGCUAUAGCAGCACACAACGCCAAUGGAUUAAACAGCAGUUUGCCAAAAAACUCAACAGCUACAAAUGAGCCUUUAACAAAACCUCCUAGCAUAGCACAUCGACGACUCAAUGAAAGCGCUCCACCUAUAGCACCAAUGUCACCUCGACCUAAUCGUUUACUGACACGACAUAAAAACUCAUUAAACGGUAACAAUCUUACAGGUAGUAUGGGUAUGAGUCCAUUAGCCAGAGCUGAGUCUUAUGAUGACGACUCUUCCAAUGAACAACUGGAAGCAAAUAACAAUAGUGCUAUUCAAGCUUCAACAUCGACUGUUGCUGUACUUCACAAUACUACAAAUGGUACAACUAAUAAUAAAAUUUCGCGUCCAAAAAAUAUAACAACAACAACACCUGGUUCUCGUUCUGGACCUGGACCAGGAUAUAGUAGUUUUAAAAAUAAUUAUAGUCGUUCAAGUUCAAAUUCUAGUUGUCAGUCACGUCAUGCGAUAUCACCACUCUAUUGUGAUGGUUCCGUCCCUACAUUACAAUCACCAAAAAACGCGGUGGCUCCCACUGAUAUUAUAUUUGAACGGCCGGCAGUUUCGGGAGCCGGCCAAACCACUUUAAUGUCAUAUUCAUGUAAUGCGGAUUACGCGAAUAAUGUAGUUCAAGUUAAAAAUGCCAUAAUGUCCGAACCCAUACGAUCUGCAAAUAGUCAUGUUAAUCCCGUACCAUUAAAUCUUAAUUUAAAUCUAGAACGAAUGGAUCCAAAAAUUAAAUCAGUGGCAAAUUGUGCGAAAAAACGUGAUAUACUUUUUAUUGAUGAAGAGUACCAAUCACCUACACAACAAAGUGGUGGCGCAGCAGCUGUUAUGCCCGGUACAAGCAAUGAAAUGCGUAUGAAGCGCACGCCAACUGUAGUCUCCAUAGCACCGGCCUUACCAGACUCGAUAACGCGAAGUUGUAGUGUUGGUUAUUUAGACUCAGUGGCAAUUACACCGUCCGAUGAAGCACUAUCAGCGUUACGAAAAGACGCACCUCAUAAGCGACUAAUAUUGGUUGACAACAAAAAAAAUCGUAAGAAACGCAGCAAUAAUGAGGAUCUGCGAAAACCUAAGUUACAUCAAACAGGCAAAUCGAAGAGCUUGGAUUCAUGCGAUUUAUUGUUCGCCCAAACAAAACUCUCCAAGAAUGACAAUGAGAAAGUUUUACAGAAACUGCGUGAAAUAUCGGAGAGCAGCGCUUGCAGUAGUGCUGCCAAUACUCUUUGCUUUAAGUGUCGCAACAAUAUGAAUCCCAACGAACCGUGCAAGCGUUGUCAACGCGCUUUAGGAACAACAACAAAAGAUGAUAUUACUACCUUAGAGAUAAGCGCUAAACCGACACCAGUAAAGACAGUUAUAAACAAGAACGUACAUCUAUUUGAUAAUAUCUGUAAACAGCAGUCCCAAAAAAUUGAAACACCAGUCAAAAAGCGUUUGGACAUAAUCACCAGUUUCACCGAUAGCCCACUCUUCACACGCAAACACCGUUUCGGGAACUAUCGUAACAAAGAAGUGACUAAUGGUGAAACAAACGGAGACUCUGCGAACACCACAACCACAUCGAACACUUUCAGCUUAGUGAAGCAAUUGUCGGAAGUACGCUGGAGACGAAAGGAAGCACAAAAUAAUGGACAGAACUCAAAUCAACAACAUACUGCUAAUCUGAAUCAGACAGCACAACAACAGCAAACACAUAGUAACGGAUCUAACACAAAUGGGAAUGGUACUACAAUCGAAGCGACACCUGUGGAAACUAAAACGUCCGUUUCUCUUCAUACACAAGCAUUGACAACUUUAGAAAAUAUCAUAAGUCGCUUACGUGAUCUGGAUGAAGGUCGUUUUACGCCACCAGCUUCACCUCAAAGAAUGCCACGCAGUUCUCCAGCAUCACCUGCCGCCAGUAAAAAGAACAAACGUCACCAAAGUAGUUCGCCUAUUAGGAAUAUACUGAAUUCUCCACUACUUAAUCGUAGGCAACGCAAAAAACAAACAAUUAUAGAGAGUUCAGAUGAUGAGGCUAAUUUAACUAAUGGAUCAGGUGAAGAAAAUGGUGGCAACAAUGGUUGCAGUAAGCAAUACCGUGAUUUGGAGACAUUUCAAAAGGCACAAUUAAGACAAAAGUUGAAACGUGGUAAAAUUGAACCGAAUGGUUUGUCCAAUUGUUCCAACCCAGCACCAGUGCGGAGAGAAUUUGUUAUGCAUAAUAAAGCGCCAAUGUGGAAUGAAAUGAGUCAAGUAUAUCAAUUGGAUUUUGGAGGACGUGUUACACAAGAAUCGGCAAAAAAUUUUCAAAUCGAAUUUAGAGGGAAACAAGUUAUGCAGUUUGGACGUAUCGAUGGCAACGCCUAUACACUGGAUUUUCAGUAUCCCUUCUCUGCAUUACAGGCGUUCGCUGUGGCUUUGGCAAAUGUCACUCAACGCUUAAAAUAAAUACGCUUCCCUUUAUGAUAUUUUAAAAUUUCAUUCCUAUUAAAUGUACAUAAAGUAUCAAAUCACAGGAAUACAAAAACAUUAUGAAGUUCACAAAAUAAACCAAUGGUUGCAAAAAUGCUCUCGUGUAAACGCAAAAAAAAAUUUUAUUUAUUUAAAGGACACAUUUGCUAUAUACAAUAUUCAAUCGCCAAGUACCAUUUAUGCAGUGGUUUAAAGCCAGCUUUUUAAUUAUUUUUUAAAAUAAAUUAAAAUAAGGAUAUUUGUA